CUUCCUGUCUUUGUGAUUGUCUGCACCAGUCCUCAUGUGUUCCACCUGUGUCCAAUUGCCCCUGCUUUCCCUGUGUGGAUGUAAGUCUCAGUGCUGCUCGUUGUCUUCAUUGCCUUGUCUCCUGUCCCCGUCGUCCUCUGCGUCAGCUCUGUCUUGUAUCUUACCCAAGCAAAAUGGAAGGGUUGCCAUUGUGACGGGGGGUACCAGAGGAAUGGGUUUAGAGGCAGCAAAACAUCUGGCCAGCCUAGGCAUGCAUGUUGUCAUUGCUGGAAAUGAGAGAGAAGAGGGCGCAGCCGCCGCCAAGAAGAUUAAUGAGGAAGGCAGCGAAGGAAAAGCUGAGUUUGUCUACAUGGACCUGACCUCACUGAAAUCAGUGCGGCAGUUUGUUCAGGGCUUCAGAGACAGAGGUCUACCGCUCCAUGUCCUGGUUAACAAUGCUGGGACUAUGCUGGUUUCUGAGAGUAUAACAAAGGACGGCUUUGAGUUCCACUUUGGUCUCAAUUACUUGGGCCACUUCCUGCUGACCAACCUGCUGCUGGACCUGCUGAAGACGUCCGGACGACCGGGCCGCUGCUCCAGAGUCGUCAACAUGUCCUCCGCCACGCACUAUUCAGGCAUUGUGGACAUGGGUGACUUGAACCGGAGGAUCUGCUACAGUUCCCAUGGUGCCUAUGCUCAAAGCAAAUUGGCGCUGGUCCUCUUCACCUACUACCUGCAGGAGCAGCUGUCAGCUGCCGGCUCUCCGGUUAUUGUCAAUGCUGUGGACCCUGGCAUGGUGGACACAGCCUUGUAUGACAACCUGUAUACCCUUGCACAGAUGCUGAAGAAACCGGUGGCCAAGAUUCUGUUCAGGACUCCAGCAGAGGGAGCAUCUGUGGCCGUCUACGCUGCUGCUGCCUCUGAAAUGGAGGGCGUGGGGGGCUGUUACCUGUAUAAUGGCAAGAAGACUCAGUCCUCUGACCUCUCCUUCGACUCUGAGCUUCAAGAAGAGCUGUGGAAAAAGAGCUGUGAGCUUGUGGGCCUUCAGCAGGCCUGACAUUUGAGAGAGGCUAUCUUGAGCAGCGCCUGUCUGGAUUUUGUUCCAACACUUAAAUAUCCAGAUGUAAAGGCUAUCCACAUCUGCUUACAUUGUAAAUUUUUCCUAUUUAGUCGAGUAAAGAAACUUGCCGCUGUCCCUGUAGCAAAAUAGCAAAAGCCAAAAUACCUUAAAGAAAAUUAUGAAUGUGACUCAAGUUACACUGAUGACUCAUGAUGAAACACAAGUGCCACGUUUAACUGUUGUGUUUUAAGACACUAUAUCAGACCUUAAUAUGGGUUUCAACAACUCUAUUUUUUUAGAAAUAUUCUGUCUUAAAGAAUUUUUAUACAUUUUAGCAUUUUAGAUAUCAAAGGACCAAUAUUUAAUGGGUCCUUCCUUGGAACCCUUCCCCACCUUUUCUUCAUCUUUCAAUUCCAUCGUUUCAGUAGUUUUUGUGCCUUAACCACUCAACAUUAAGCACUUAUCAUAACCUCUAAUCAAGUUUGGAUGUGUAUUGUCUGUACAGUGUAAUUUUAUCUAUAUUUAAUAUAUGUGAAUCUAUGGAUGCUGGAGUUUGAGUUACAAUGAAAAGAUUUGUCUAUUUUAAAAUGAUCAGCAACUGGACCUCUCUUGAUACAACUACUGCAAGCUGGCAUAUUAUGUUUUAUUACAUGUACUUCUUGGUAUUUUAAUGUGCCUAGCUUCUUCUGCUGCAGUUGUCGGCUAACAAUGUUUCUUGUCAGACACCCACUCAACAUAUGGAGACCAAAAUAAAACAUGUCUGCUAAGAUGCAAAACAAG
Platichthys flesus (European flounder) is the source of this 1819-nucleotide messenger RNA. RefSeq names its product dehydrogenase/reductase (SDR family) X-linked (gene dhrsx). The transcript is spliced from 7 exons. Bases 35 to 1036 code for a protein of 333 amino acids. NCBI's taxonomy places the organism in Eukaryota, Metazoa, Chordata, Actinopteri, Pleuronectiformes, Pleuronectidae. The record is from RefSeq and is a predicted model, not a curated record.